CCAUCUUCAUGCUUCUAAAAAAAAAAAAAAAAAAAAAAAGGGAGUGGGUCGACGUAAACUAUAUAUAGGGAAGAAAUCAGGGGUUUUAGAGUAAGAGUGUUGAGCAUCCCAAUAUUUGAUUGAAGGAGUGUAUCAUGAAACGUUUUCUGAGGAAAUUAUUAAACUCGGAUGAAAAACCCUUAAUUCCUGUAUUAGCUUUGGCUGCAGCUGGAUCAGCCCUACUUUCUACUAGCAAUGAAACUAGUUCAAGAACAUCAAUUUUAGUUUCGGUACCCAAAACCUUAAAAGAUUCUUUCACAUUACGUUGGAAAGACAGUCUUCUUCGUCCUGCUUUUCUUUCGCCCGACCAAUCUCAACUUUGUAUUUUCCCAUUAUCUUUUGUUAGAAGUGGUUUGGACUCACCUGGGAAUGUGAAGGAAGACAGUUCUGGGGAAGAUGGAGAUGGUGAAAAACAUAAAUGUUGUAAUUGCUUUGGACGAGAUACUAUUGCCAAUGCAGCUGCCACGGCUGGUCCUGCUGUUGUUAAUAUCUCUGUUUCAAGGGGCUUUCACGGAUUGAGCACCGGAAGGAGUAUAGGAUCAGGAACUAUAAUAGAUGCUGAUGGCACUAUUUUGACUUGUGCUCAUGUGGUUGAUUUUCAAGGCUUGAGUAUUUCAUCAAAAGGAAAGGUUGAUGUGACUUUGCAAGAUGGCCGUGUAUUUGAGGGCACAGUGGUCAAUGCGGAUUUGCAUUCUGAUAUUGCAAUUGUAAAGAUAAAAUCUAGAACUCCACUUCCAACUGCAAAACUUGGCACUUCAAACAAGCUUCGCCCUGGGGAUUGGGUGGUGGCUAUGGGUUGCCCCCUCUCCCUUCAAAAUACAAUUACAGCUGGCAUUGUGAGCUGUGUCGAUCGUAAAAGUAGUGAUCUUGGACUUGGAGGCAUGCGGCGAGAGUAUCUACAGACUGAUUGUGCUAUUAAUGCUGGAAAUUCUGGAGGACCUCUUGUAAAUGUCGAUGGAGAAGUAAUCGGAGUUAGUAUCAUGAAAGUAUUGGCAGCUGAUGGUUUGGGCUUUGCUGUACCAAUUGACUCUGUUAUCAAGAUUAUAGACCACUUCAAGAAAAGGGGGAGAGUUAUUCGACCUUGGUUGGGUUUGAAAAUGCUCGAUCUAAACGACAUAGUUGUUGCACAGCUUCAGGAAAGAGAUCCAUCUUUUCCAAAAGUCAACAAGGGAGUUCUUGUAUCAAUGGUGACUCCAGGGUCUCCUGCUGAUCGUGCUGGAUUUCACCCUAGCGACGUGGUGGUUGAAUUUGAUGGAAAGCCCGUUGGGACUAUAAACGAGAUAAUUGAUAUAAUGGGUGACAACAUUGGGAAACAAUUGAAAGCAGUGGUGAAAAGAGCCAAUGAUGUUACUGCUACGUUGACUGUGAUUCCUGAGGAAGCUAAUCCUGACAUGUGAAAUAUCCAUUUUGAUUUUGUUCCUAGAAUUUUUUCUCUUAAGUUCCAACCACUUGAACCUCACUGGCCUGCUUACCUCAUUCUUUUGAGAUUCAGAACCAAUUCCAUGUGUAUCAAUUUCUGAAGUACAUAUUUUUCUACUAUGUAUACUUGUACUGUGACAAUGGUUUUUCUUUCUUCUGCUAAUGUUGCGUUAUGCCACAUCUA
This is a messenger RNA of Lycium ferocissimum, 1642 nucleotides long. Its product is annotated as putative protease Do-like 14. Lineage: Eukaryota; Viridiplantae; Streptophyta; Magnoliopsida; Solanales; Solanaceae. The transcript has 11 exons. The record is from RefSeq and is a predicted model, not a curated record. Bases 135 to 1436 code for a protein of 433 amino acids. Gene Ontology annotation, biological process: proteolysis. Gene Ontology annotation, molecular function: serine-type endopeptidase activity; protein binding.